Messenger RNA from Trachemys scripta elegans, 3143 nucleotides. Its product is annotated as vesicle transport protein GOT1A-like. Lineage: Eukaryota; Metazoa; Chordata; Testudines; Emydidae. Bases 2241 to 2651 code for a protein of 136 amino acids. The transcript has 5 exons. Gene Ontology annotation, biological process: positive regulation of cytosolic calcium ion concentration; endoplasmic reticulum to Golgi vesicle-mediated transport; retrograde transport, endosome to Golgi. Gene Ontology annotation, cellular component: neuron projection; membrane; endoplasmic reticulum. The record is from RefSeq and is a predicted model, not a curated record. Gene Ontology annotation, molecular function: kisspeptin receptor binding.
UGCAGCUUCCGUUGAUGUUAACUUGAGUUGUGGGUCUUUUAUUAUCGUUGGAACGGAUCAUAAUUUCUGUUGUAAGACCUUGUUUGAGUUGCUUAUAGCUUUGCCGAUCUAACCAUUCAGGCUGAAAUUUUUCAUGAUGACUGUCUACCCCAAGCUGAUUUUUUUUUUAAAGUUUCAGCUUAAAUGGUUUGGCCAUUUCAAGGAAUGAGGCUAGGGGGGAAUACAUUGCUUUGCCAAUGUUUUAAAAAAAAAUUCGUACCUGCUUUCAUUGAGUAGCUCUAGUACUACCAUACUUUCAACGAAGGAGUUGAAAUUUGGGGUGCGGGUCGCCCCAGAGCAGGGGAUGCGUCUUUUACCAUCCAUGUAAAAAUUCACCCAAAUUUGGCCAGGUUAUGAGCCUCUGAAAAUCUCAGUUCACACGUGCUCAGUGGAGAUAGAGAUAUGUUGGAGUUUGGCAGCUUAAAUUCUCCAAAAUCUCCAAAGAGGGGCCCUAUGGAAAAAAUAGUAUGUGACCAUGUAAUUGAAGACUGUAUCACAGUGUUCUACACCCGCUCAGCUGCACUGCCCUCUGGGAUAGCAAUCCUAGAGUUCCAUGUACACAGCUCAGUAGCAAUGCCUUCUGAGUGAUUUUGAAGGACCUUGUGGGAAUCCAGAUGGCCACCCGAGGGAACUGUGGGAGGAGAGGCCAAACUCCCACCAGCCUCUGUGGAAACUCCAGAGUGACUCCCACAAGUCCCUUGGCUCCAGCAUCAUUUCCAAAGAGGGAAACUCAAGCAGGAGACUUCCAACUCUGCCGCCCACGAGAGGCUUGGUAAUGAAAAAGUGAGUAUGCAAUCCAUGGCUUAAUGGGGAUUCUUGAAGGGUAAGUGCUAACUAUAGGCUCAGUGGGGAGCAAAUCCAUGCUCAGUGGGAUGCUCUGAGGGUACAACCCAACUCCAGAAAGCAGUGGGGUGGGACGGGACUGCUCAGUGUGAGGACAUGGGGCAGAAAUAGACCUAUGGAGGGACAAUUGUGAACAGCGAAUGCGUCUGAGCAUUUCCCAACCUCCUUGCAAAUGUUUCGCAGACAGGAAAAGAGACCAAUUGCUGAUGAAUAAUUAAUUUCUCACAAACUAUCCCUCCUACAUGUGAUGGCUGGAGCCCAUGUCUGGUGAAUCAGGUGUAAUGCUCGUAGGAGCACGCUCCCUGUAUCAGACAGAUGCAACGGAUGUGCUGGGCUGUGUACUUAGCCUUGCACAAUAAAGAUUCUCCACUUGCCAUUCAAACGGGGGUUGCAUGUGGAAUGAGCGCGCUCUGUUCUGGAGCAAGGCUGUGCAGUAGAAAAGAGAAUCCUGCCACGGCUGAGUCAAGGGGGAAGGUUUAACCCAGCGGGAUGUGUGCAUGAGGUAGACAUUGCUGCUCCUUGGAUAGGUAGCAGAUUCAGGGCUUGGCCAUGGGGUAGUUUUCCAGUGGAGAAGAAAUUAGCCACAUGACUGAGCGGGAGAAUUAGAGGCAGCAAAGCUUAUGUGGCUCAGAAGCCCAAGCACAGUCCCGGAGAAGCCCCAUUGGACGCUAUUUCUAAACGUUCACGGACCAGCAACUAUUAAGAAACAAAAAGACCAAGCUGGAUGGCACUGCUCAGCACUUCAGGUGAUCAAAGGACGUUGCAAGCUUUCAUCGAGCCAGGGCGGGACAGGUGAGUGUCAGCUCUCUGGGGCAGGGGCUGCGUUUUUGUUCUGUUUGUACAGUGCCUAGCAUAGUGGGGUCCUACUCCAUGACUGGGGCUCCUAGGUGCUAAUAACAAUACAAAGCAAGGGAGACUCAGGCCUUGUGAAUUCUCUUCUUUCAUCCUCAUUUACAGUGGUGUAGAUCAGAUUUGAAUCAGGUCCUUGAUAGGCAGGAAUGGGCCAUUCAUAGAGAUCUCUGGGCAGUAGGAACAACAGGGAGGGGUAAUACAAAACUCUGCUCUCCCAGGUAAUAGCGAUGGCAGAAUCCCCGGGGGUACUUUAUGCAGAAGAAGCUCCGGGUAAGGGACUACAGGCCUGUGCUGGUUUCAGAGAGGGAACCUAACAGUGAUGAGCGCCACAUUAACAGCUGGGCCUUUUAAGGUUACUGCCGCUGCUGUGGAGUUAAUGAUUUGCGGGAUGACGAGGUAGGGAUUAAAGACCUUUCCAAGGGUCACUGGUUGGGAGCUCGUGGAAGCUGUGGGUCCACCCCCACACCACACCCCACUCCACACACACCUUGUUUCACUCCAGGCUUAUGCCAGGGAAGAUGGUGUCUCUCACGGAGUUUCAGAAGAUCGGUGUCGGUCUUGUGGGCUUUGGCCUAUUUUUCAUCUUUUUUGGGGUACUCUUGUACUUUGACUCAGUGCUGCUGGCCUUUGGAAACCUCCUGUUCCUUUCUGGCUUGGCCAUUAUCAUCGGACUGAGAAGGACUUUCAACUUCUUCUUCCAGAGGGAAAAGCUAAAGGGCACCAGCUUCUUCCUGGGAGGCAUUCUCAUUGUGCUCCUGAGAUGGCCUCUUCUGGGCAUGUUGCUGGAGACCUAUGGCUUCAUCACCCUUUUCAGGGAUUUUUUCCCAGUAGUCUUUGGAUUUCUGGGAGCUUUGGGAAAUAUUCCACUGCUGAGCAAGCUAUUCCAGAAACUAGGAGACACCAGCUCCUUGGUAUGACCUGGAAGAGUUUCCAACAGCUAGUGGAGAUAACGUCACCUGCUUUAGACACCCGGAUCCGUGGGCAGCAGGCUCUCAUUGCACAGACACUAAUCUGCAGUCUCUCCAAGCCAAGAGUCACCUGGACUGGACACACUCUUUUAUUGUGUGAAGGAAGCCGCUUGGAGCCAACAGAUCCUGCUACCAAUUAACCCAAAAAUCCAAGCCUUGCUAUCAGAUUGCUCCCAAUCGGAUAGAUCUGGCUGAGAUUCUCACCUUCCCAUGCGCUACACUGGAAUGAAUGAGUUUCCCAAGCCAGAUGGUUGUGCAAGUUGUUGAUUUACUCUUUUGUCAUGUCCUCAUGAGAGUGAAAUUGUAUGUGGAUUAAAAAGCAUGUCUGAGAUAAUAUUGCAUCCCAGUCCCAUUAGAGCAGUGGUUCCCAAACUUUAACAACCUGUGAACCCUUUUCACUAAAAUGUCAAGUCUCACAAACCCCCUCCUAAAAAUAAAUAU